Molecule: messenger RNA, 748 nt
Organism: Frankliniella occidentalis (western flower thrips)
Lineage: Eukaryota; Metazoa; Arthropoda; Insecta; Thysanoptera; Thripidae
Exons: 4
Coding region: 137-748 (203 amino acids)
Source: RefSeq, a predicted model, not a curated record
AAAGUCUUCAUCAGGGGAGGAUCAUUCCGUAAACGUGGCAAGACUGAAUGUUUUCUCCUUCCUUCAAUGACUAUUUACUUUUAUUACAUACGAAGUUAAAGAUCGGUAGUUCGUUUAGUUUUCUUUUCGUUUAACGAUGCCAGGCUACAGGAAGAACAAUUCGAAGCGGAUGAGGAUGAGAUGCAAUCCUCCCAACGUGUCGUGGCCUUAUUUCGACAUUCCACCACAACCCCCAGGAUUUGGCAUGCAACCUGCAAUGUUUUGCACACCACCUGUGAUGACUUUGGCCAUCCAGCAACUGGCCCUCCAACAACUAGCAUUCAGACAACAAUCGCAAUUACAACAACAAUUGCAAUUACAAUUAUUUGCUCCUCCUGUAUCAUCCUCUUCUACAAUUUUCCCUCCUAACCUUGAUAACAUUUCCCAUGUCAAUAAUCCCAAUUUGGGCCUUGAUCAAGAAAUUGCCUUGGUAACUUCAGUUCACACUAGCCAGAAGAAUAACAUCAGCCUUCAUCAAGAAACAGCUUUAGAGAAGUCAGUCCCCACCUACCAGGGAAUCCCUACAGCACCAGACUGUCAGGAAGUCAGUAAUGUGGCUGGCAAUGCCAAUGGAGAUGAAAUACGUUGUGUUAUAUGUUUGAUUGCACCUCCUGAAAUACCAACUAAAUGUGACCGGUGUGUAGCUGUAUCAUGCUGGCUUUGCCUUGACAUGUGGCUUGCUCAUGCCGGUAAAUGCCCCAUGUGUUGA